AUGUUGUUCGCAUGGUCUUGCCUGACUCCAACAAACAGACAAGACGCUACACUUCGAUAUACCGGCUUUCUCUUCAUUUCGCACAUUGUGCAGAAAUUUACGAUAAACAGGAAGAUUGUGCUGCAGGUGUUCCAAGCGCUGUGCGGUUCAUUUCAAUACGACAGUCGCGAACUCGUGCGACGUGCAGCCGAUGUGGUCACAGCAGCGAUGCCAAUCCGAAUGGAUGACGGCCACCAUCAGAUGUUCAUCAAUGUGAAGCGGGUUCUUUGCGAGGAAGCUCACAGCCUGCAGCAUAUUCAACACAUAGUGAGCAUGGUUGUCCGCAAUUACCGAUCCUACUUCUCGUGUCGUCACGCUCUCUUUAAACCACUCAUGAACGCUGUUCGUCGUGUCAUAAGCACUCCGAAUUCUGCAAUGGAUGGGGUGAUGACUCGAAAAUUGGCGUUGGAUAUGUGCGAGAUGGUAAUUAAGUGGGAGUUGCUGCGUUUGCAAAAGGUUGAACAGUUGACGCAAGGCCUUCCAUCACACGAUGAUGAGUUUGAGUCAUUACUGAAUGACCAGGAGGCAUCGCGACCGGCAGCUCCACAGUCAAGCGGCAUUCCAACAAGCAGUGCAGGUGGUGAUUUUGACGACCAGUUGUACAAACAAAUGUCAAAAGAAUGUGUAGAUGAAGUAGUAGCCAUGCUCCUGAAGUUUGCUAUCCAGCCCACAACUGGGGUGCAGCCGCACCAGUUGCAUCAAGCGACGGUCGAGAACGGGAAGCGAAGUAUAGGCCUAAUGAAGCAGUGCCUCAAGUCCGCUGUUUGGGGAGAUAUUGUGACUAUCAAAGUCGGAUGGCUUGAGAAAGAGCUAACGGUACCACCAGAGUCCUUGGUACGGCAGGAAAAUCAGGCACAGUUCGCCCAAUCAAUAUCGCAGUCUCAGCAAGCGCUCGAAGUGGUGAUCAACUUGGUAACAAUCAUGUUGGUUCGUCUUGUCAAUAUGCUCGUCUCAAAAUUGUUCGAAAAGUCUAACUGUUCGAUGACUGGAAUGUACGAAUUCGAGAUCCUGAAUCAAUUUAUAUCGAAGUACUUGAACGACCAUUUUAAUUCCUAUGUGAAGUGA
Molecule: messenger RNA, 1104 nt
Organism: Ostertagia ostertagi
Lineage: Eukaryota; Metazoa; Nematoda; Chromadorea; Rhabditida; Trichostrongylidae
Source: the annotation of a GenBank genome assembly